Messenger RNA from Dendronephthya gigantea, 792 nucleotides. RefSeq lists its product as uncharacterized. The coding region runs from base 1 to 792 and encodes 263 amino acids. Lineage: Eukaryota; Metazoa; Cnidaria; Anthozoa; Malacalcyonacea; Nephtheidae. The transcript has a single exon. The record is from RefSeq and is a predicted model, not a curated record.
AUGGUCUUCGACGUAGAUCUCCUGAUUCAUAAGAUACGUCGUGUAAUACAAGCUAAGUUGAACCGUCCUGGUAAUAUGGGUGGAUACCGUUCGAUGUGGCAUGCUCUAAGAACGGAAGGACAUCAAGUCCCAAGGCGUAUUGGAGAAGAGCUGAUGAGGGAGCUCGACCCAGAUGGCUGUGAAAUCAGACAUGCAAAACGUUUGCGUAGGCGAACAUAUCAAGUACCAGGCCCUAAUUUCUGUUGGCACACCGACGGGUAUGACAAAUUAAAGCCUUAUGGUUUCCCGAUACAUGGGUGUAUUGAUGGGUGGAGUCGCAAGAUUAUAUGGCUGCACGUGGCACGGUCUAACAACAAGCCAGAGAUACCGGCGUCAUUCUACUUACAGAGUGUUCAAGUAUAUGGCUGUCCAGUGAAAUUACGAAGCGACUGUGGCACUGAGAACGGCAUUAUGGCCGCUAUGCAGUGCGAGUUUCAUUCGAAUGGUGAAGCCCAUUUUUUCGGAACAUCGCCAGCCAACCAAAGGAUCGAAAGCUGGUGGUCCCAAUUCAGAAGAAAUCGUUCCACUUGGUGGAUAAACUACUUCAAAGAUCUAUGUGAAAGGAAUUUUUUCAAUCCUGAUAAUGAGCUUGAAAAGGAGCGCUUGUGGUUCUGUUUUUCUGAUGUGAUUCAGAAUGACCUCGACUAUGUAAAAGAGCAAUGGAAUACACAUCGAAUCCGAGAUUCAAAGCACAACACAAUUCCCGGCAUACCUGAGGAGUUGUACUGUUUUCCAGAGAAAAAGGGGGGUUAG